This is a messenger RNA of Callorhinus ursinus (northern fur seal), 1047 nucleotides long. It is a transcript of the gene NODAL, whose product is annotated as nodal growth differentiation factor. The record is from RefSeq and is a predicted model, not a curated record. Lineage: Eukaryota; Metazoa; Chordata; Mammalia; Carnivora; Otariidae. Gene Ontology annotation, molecular function: cytokine activity; growth factor activity. Gene Ontology annotation, cellular component: extracellular region.
AUGCUCGCCCCCCAGCUGCCCUUGUUCCUCCUGCACGCCUGGUGGGUCCUGCGCCAGGCGGGCGCCGCCACGGUGGCCCCGGUGCCGCUCCGAACGCGGGUGCAGCCCUCGUCGCCGUCCCCUCUCGCGUACAUGCUGAGCCUCUACCGGGACCCGCUGCCCCGGGCGGACAUCAUCCGCAGCCUGCAGGCGCAAGAUGUGGAGGUGGACGGGCAGAACUGGACGUUUGCUUUUGACUUCUCCUUCCUGAGCCAAGUGGAGGAUCUGGUGUGGGCUGAGCUCCGGCUGCAGCUGUCCAGCCCUGUGGACCUGCCCCCUGGCGUGCCACUCUCCGUCGAGAUUCUCCACCAGCUAAAGCCGGAUGCGGAGCAGGACCCAGCUGACUGCCGGGAGCAUCUUCGGAUGGACCUAUUCGCUGUCCCUCUGUCCCAGGUCACUUUUUCCUCGGGCAGCAUGGUCCUGGAGGUGACCAGGCCACUCUCCAAGUGGCUGAAGCACCCUGGACAGCUGGAGGAGCAGAUGUCCGGUUUGGUUGGAGAGUGUCAGCAGCGGCCUCCCACGCUGCCUGUCGCCAGUGCACUCCUCAUGCUCUACUCCAACCUGUCCGCGGAGCGGAGGCAGCUGGGCGGCUCCACCUUGCUGUGGGAGGCCGAGAGUUCCUGGCGGGCCCGGGAGGGACAGCUGUCCCAGGAGAGGGGCAGGCGGCACCGUCGACACCACUUGCCGGACAAAAGCCAGCUGUGUCGGAAGGUCAAGUUCCAAGUGGAUUUCAACCUCAUUGGAUGGGGCUCCUGGAUCAUCUACCCCAAGCAGUACAAUGCCUAUCGCUGCGAGGGCGAGUGUCCUAGCCCCGUGGGGGAGGAGUUCCAUCCGACCAACCACGCGUACAUCCAGAGUCUGCUGAAGCGAUACCAGCCCCACCGAGUCCCUUCUACCUGCUGUGCCCCCGUGAAGACCAAGCCGCUGAGCAUGCUGUACGUGGACAAUGGCAGAGUCCUGCUAGACCAUCAUAAAGACAUGAUUGUGGAAGAAUGUGGGUGCCUUUGA